AUGAAGCAAGCGUACUUCUUUCGAUUUACUGCCUCCCUACUUGCCCUAGUGUCAGUGGAUGGUCUCCCAGCAGACCCAUCUGGAACAGAUCAAAGCAAGCCUGGUCAUGAUGCGGUGAAGACAAUGGGAAAACUUCAAGAAUCUAACUGCAAAGGAAACAAAAUUACAUGGAACAAAGGCCAAUCUCCUUGGCAAAAAGUAGCGCUGGCUGAAAGACUCACGCUUUAUCAGAACGUCUGGCAAAGUCAGAAAGUGAAGGAUGGAGGCAAGAGUGAAAUAACCUGUCAGACCUUCACACAAGGUAACUUGGCUUGGCAGGUGGUGUUUGACCUUCCAUCUGCUGAUCAAGACAAGGACCAGGUAAAGGCAUACACCAACGUGGCUUGGGGUGUACCUCAGAUCGAUCAAGGUAGUCAAGCUCAGCCGCUUCAUCUUCAAGUCAAAAACGCCAAAAAAUUCAGUACUACUUGGGACUGGAAACUUACCGACCAAUCGACCGAUCUCGUUGCAGAUGUGUCCUAUGAUAUAUUUUUGUCCACGCAGCCUGACUGUGUCAAGCAAGAGUGUGCCUCAAGAGAGAUUAUGAUCUGGUUAAGCGCAAUUGGUAAAGCACGGCCCGCGGGCCAACGCCAGGCGAUAAAUGGAAACCCGGCUGGCACCAUCAAAAUCAAUGAAAAGUAUGAAUUCCAAGUCUGGCAAGGCAACACCCAAGUUCCGGUGAUUUCAAUUUUCCCUGCUGAAGAUAGCGGCAAAUACACUUCUUUCAGCGGAGACUUGAAAGAACUGCUCAAAAACCUGGGAAGCUUUGGGGUCAGUCAAGACGAGUACUUCGUGAGCGUUGGAGCUGGAAUAGAAAUAUUCAAGGGGCAAGGCAAACUUACCACUUCCAAGUACAGCUUAGAAUUAUUCUAA
Puccinia triticina is the source of this 912-nucleotide messenger RNA. RefSeq lists its product as uncharacterized. The record is from RefSeq and is a predicted model, not a curated record. Gene Ontology annotation, molecular function: cellulase activity. Gene Ontology annotation, biological process: polysaccharide catabolic process. NCBI's taxonomy places the organism in Eukaryota, Fungi, Basidiomycota, Pucciniomycetes, Pucciniales, Pucciniaceae. The coding region runs from base 1 to 912 and encodes 303 amino acids. The transcript is spliced from 7 exons.